CGUGGCCGAGGUGGGUCCCGCGGCCCACGGGAAAUCCCCGGGCGACACCGGUCCGGGGGUCCUGGGGGAGCCCCGGCCCGCGAGCUCGGCCCCCCCCCUCUCCAGGUCCCUCCAUCCCGGUCGGGGUGCUCUGCCUGCGCCCUCCGACCGGAGGGUCUCCCCGGUAAAGCGCUGCCCAUCGGUACCACCACGGGGUCUUUGAUGGCGUAUCCCGGGGCAUCUCCCCAAAAGUUCGUGCUGUGCACGCGCGGGGUGACUCGCUCUGCAGCUGCCAUGUCUUUGCUCCGGGGAAAAAAAACUCUCACACCGAUAACCUUUUGGGUGCUUGUUCUGCCUCACAGUGUGGGGAAAUCUUUCGAAAUGCUAUUUGUUCUCUAUGGUCCUUUUCUUUGGAGCUUCAGAGCCUUCUGAACUUGUUAAUUAAGCGUUGUUGGAAUGGGCUGGAAAUACCAAUUUUUCUGUAUUUAACAGAUAAGGGAAACUGAGGCUGGGAUGUGCCAGGACUCGCCCAGCGGCAGCCAGCAGAUCUGGCGCAGCCAUGGCACCCGCAGAUCCCGGUUCUGAAACUGUAACUUACCUGAUGUUUCUAAUAAAAUGAACAGUUUGUUACAUUUUUGUAUCCCCUCUUCUUCUGGAGACUCCACACUUCGCUUGUGUAGCUGAGACUCCCCUCCCUAGACCUGACAGGCGGGCAAUGGUGCGGUCUGAGAAGGAAAAGGGGUAAUGGCCCAGCAUGUCACGUUUGAUGCAGUGUCUUUGAGUAGAGGGUGUUGUGGCCUGUAGUUUUGUUUUCCCUGAGCCCCGUUGACCUGUAGCUACCCCCUUUAAGAGCCAGUGCUCUGGUGUGGACUGGCUUUUGCUUUUGGUGAGGACAGCUCCAAACUGGGAACUCUCUGUGCAGGCGUUGGGAUAACCAUGUUCUGUGAGUCAGUGCUGCCCUUAAGCCAGGCUCAGGUUCCCCCACUGAGGAAUAAGUUACCAGAGCCAAGUUCUCUUUCCUCGAGGCAGCUGUGGGGUCUGUGUGGGGGCACUCCCUCACCCGGCAGCCUCGGCAGGGUCAGGGCCUGGCUGAGGUUUCUGUCGUAGAUGUUUUUCUUCUGGGUUUUUUGCACGUUAGAGGACCCAAACGCUGGCGUUACUGGUGGCAGUGAUGGCAGCUGGGCAGAGCAGAGCGUGGCGGCUGCUGAACAAAAUGCCUGGGUGCUGCACAAGGUUUGAACUCGGCCUGCUGGAGCUGUGGCCCAGGGGAGCUGCAGGUUGGGUUCCUGUGGACAUGCUUCCCUCUGGGCCCGCGGUUCUGCUGCCAGGUUGGUUUAAUGUGACAAACUGUGCGUGGAACUUGAAGCUGGAGGAGACAUAGCAGUGGUGAGCAAAAAUAAAUAAUGUGGGGAAGAAGCCUGUGAGGAGGGGGUGGCUGGGGGCUGUCUGCUUCCCCCUCGGGGUGCUCUUCCCCCACACCUUGGGGUCUCCUGGUGGCCGCACAGGUUGCUUGGAUCAUUUCCUGAUAAGAGACCUUGGCACUGUGUAGUAGGAAAACUGUCUUAUUAGGUUGCCAUAAGGUGUGGGUGACCACAAAGGGGGGACUUCAGGGGUUUUGUGGGGAACUGUGGGAGCAAUGGCCCAAAAUCUUGCCUAUGGAGAAAGGCUGGGCACAGGUGGGAGCAGGCACGGUGGGUAUGCGUCCAGUGCAAGGCAAUAGUGGGGUCUCCCUGCUCUCAGGAACCAUUUCUCACUCAGUUGGGUAUUUGUAGACUUCCGCAGGAGAUUCCCCAGUGUUUCCUGGGCUGUUUGCUAAUGCUGCUGCUGAGCCUCCCUGCCUGGCACACGGGGUCUCUCCCUGUGCUGCCCUGCCCGCGUGCACAGGACGGAUUGUCCCGCUCAGCUUUCCUCCCUGCUGUCACGCUCCAUCCAUGGCUCCUUCCCCUGUCCCAGGCGCCUGGAGCAGGCCCUGCUGCUUUGGGGGAAGGCUUCUCGCUCUUGGUAUUGAAAUACAAAACUGUGGGUUCUGCAAUUAUUGAGAUUUUGGGGGCUUGGAAGUUGUGAGUCCUGCCAAAUGCCGUGGGAUGUCUCUGGCAUCCCUUGUGCCUGGAAGGCUCUAGGCAGGGUAAAAGACUCAAUGCCAAUCCCCUUCUAAACCACCUCCCCUAACCCCCAGCUUGGGCUCUGCCCUGAGGCCCAGGGUGAGGUUAGAAAACUCCACUUGCUUUGGAUGCUGUUGGCCUGAACUCUUCCUGGGAUUUUUUGCCUCAAGCAGUUAUCUAAUGAUGUUACUGGCUGUUCCUUGCUGACAUCUAGUUCACUUUUUGGGUAUGUUUUUAAUCCAGAAUACUCAGAACAAGCAAACUUAAUAUUUCCAGUUUUGGGGAAUAACUGAAGUAUGCAAAAAUAGGCAGUUCUGCAAGGGUGGGUUUUCUUUUAAAAAAAAAUAAUUCCAUAGACCUGUAGCACCACUUAUUCUUGGAGUGCUUUUGCUUUCCCUGCUGUGCUUUGAAGGCAAGAAAGGAGAAGGGGAAGUGGUUGAUGUGUCUGAGGCUCUGAGAUGCUCUGUUCUCCAAGUGAAUUUUCUUUGGUGCUUUCUUCAAGCACUCCUGCUCCGUUUGAUGGCCACAACCUCAACAUGAGCUCGUGGCAAAGCCAUGCCCAUUCACACAUGUGUUUCAACAGCAACUCGUUAAACCCUUUGUCCCAAGUCCAGGGAACGACUUCAAACUGAAGGAGGGUUGAUCUAGGUUAGCAAAGGAAGAGGGUUUUUUACAGUGGGUGGGCAGGCCCUGGCACAGGUUGCCCAGAGAAGCUGUGGCUGCCCCAUCCCUGGAAGUGUCUGAGGGCAGGCUGGACGGGGCUUGGAGCAACCUGGGCUAGUGGAAGGUGUCCCUGCCUGUGGCAGGAGGGUGGGACUGGAUGAGCUUUAAGGUGCCUUUCAACCCAAACCACUCUUGACUCUAUGAUUCUAUUCCUGCUCCUGAGGCCCGAUUGCUCCCACCUGGAUGCAGGAAAUGUUUCAUUUGGAACACUCUGCCGUAGAAUUGGCAGGGAAACCUCAAGAAGUGCAAGUGGCUGUUUUGUGCUGGGAGCACACGGUGAUGGCAGCCUGGCCUGCCGUGGUUUUAGGGAAGUGGUGGGGAGGGUGGGGACCCGGGACGGGUGUUCUGACUGUGUUGCCCAUAUAAUUGUUCAGUCCUGGUGCUGCCUUUUGGUUUUGGUUUCUAACAGUCUGUUCUCUCUUCUCCCCUGACCCACCACAGAGUUCUACCUUGUAAAUACUGUUAUUUGUAUAUACUGUAAAUGAUGACAUCGGUGGGCACUAACCGAACCCGGGGGAACUGGGAGCAGACACAGACACAGAGCCAGACGCAGCACAAGCAGCGGCCGCAGGCCACUGCGGAACAGAUUCGACUUGCACAGAUGAUUUCGGACCACAAUGAUGCUGACUUUGAGGAGAAGGUGAAACAACUGAUUGACAUCACAGGCAAGAACCAGGACGAGUGUGUGAUUGCUCUGCAUGACUGCAAUGGGGAUGUCAACAGAGCCAUCAAUGUGCUGCUGGAGGGCAAUCCGGACACGCAUUCCUGGGAGAUGGUCGGGAAGAAGAAGGGUGUCUCAGGACAGAAGGAGAGCGGACAGACAGAGCCCAGUGAGGAGAGCAAAGAAAACCGGGAGCGGGAGCGGGAUUUCAGCAGACGACGUGGCGGGCCACCGAGGCGGGGGCGAGGUGCCAGCCGUGGAAGAGAGUUUCGGGGCCAGGAGAACGGACUAGAUGGUGGGAAGAGUGGAGGAUCUUCUGGAAGAGGCACGGAAAGAGGGAGGCGGGGACGUGGCCGAGGCCGAGGUGGCUCUGGACGGCGAGGUGGAAGAUUUUCUGCCCAAGGCAUGGGAACUUUCAACCCUGCUGACUACGCUGAGCCAGCCAGCACGGAUGAGAACUACGGGAAUAGCAACAACAACACAUGGAACAACACUGGGAGCUUUGAGCCGGACGAUGGCACAAGACUUGAUUUCAUUGGGGGUGAGGGGUCAAAUUAUCCCCGAAAAUUUGACACUGCUCCUGGUGCGUGGAGGGCAGCGACAGAAGAAUGGGGCACGGAGGACUGGAAUGAAGAUCUGUCAGAGACAAAGAUCUUCACUGCCUCCAACGUGUCUUCAGUGCCUCUGCCUGCUGAGAAUGUGACAAUCACAGCUGGACAAAGAAUCGACCUCGCAGUCCUGCUAGGAAAGACACCCUCUUCUAUGGAGAAUGAGUCAACGAACCUGGAGUCAUCCCAGACUCCUUCUCUGGCCCAGCCACUGGUGUUCAGCAAUUCCAAGCAGACUGCUCUGUCCCAGCCUGCCUCUGGAAAUUCCUUCUCUCACCACAGCAUGGUGAGCAUGCUGGGGAAAGGGUUUGGAGAUGUCGGGGAGGCCAAAGGCAGCAGUACCACAGGGUCUCAGUUUCUGGAGCAGUUCAAGACAGCCCAGGCAUUGGCUCAGCUGGCAGCUCAGCACACCCAGCCUGCUGGGAGCACCACUGCUGCUUCCUGGGACAUGGGAUCCACCACGCAGACCUCGUCUCUGGUGCAGUACGAUCUCAAGAACCCAACAGACUCUUCCGUGCAUAGUCCCUUCACUAAGCGUCAGGCCUUCACGUCAACUUCCACCAUGAUAGAAGUGUUUAUGCAGGAGAAACAGCCUGUGGUGACGGCCUCCACAACCACACCGGCACCCCCAUCCUCUCCGCUGCCCAGCAAAACCAAUCCUGUGCCCCAGAUGUCCCCAGGGUCCUCGGAUAACCAGUCCUCAAGUCCCCAGCCAGCACAGCAGAAGCUGAAGCAGCAGAAGAAAAAAGCAUCAUUAACAUCAAAGAUUCCUGCACUUGCAGUGGAAAUGCCUGGCUCAGCGGAUAUCUCAGGGCUAAACCUGCAGUUUGGGGCAUUGCAGUUUGGUUCAGAGCCUGUUCUCGCCGAGUACGAGUCGACGCCCACGACCAGCGCCGCCGUUAGCCAGGCUCAGAGCAGCCUGUACACCAGCACGGCCAGUGAAUCUUCAUCCACGAUUUCGUCCAAUCAAAGCCAGGAGUCUGGUUACCAGAGCGGCACAAUACAGACAGCAACAUUUACCUCCCAGAACAGCGCUCAGGGACCACUGUACGAACAGAGAUCCACCCAGACGAGGCGAUACCCCAAUUCCAUCUCCUCCUCGCCCCAGAAAGAUCUGACCCAGGCUAAGAAUGGAUUCAGUUCUGUACAGCCCACGCCAUUACAAACCACACAGGCCGUUGAAGGUGCUACAGGCCCCGCAGUGAAAUCCGAUUCCCCCUCUGCUCCCAGCAUCACACCUCUCAAUGAUGGGGUGUCUGCGUCGUCCUUGCUGACAACAGCCAGCCAACACUCGACGGCUCUGAGCAGCCUGAGCCACAGUGAGGAGCUCCCCAGUACAACCACUGCCCAGCUCAGCAGUGCAUUACCCACCCAGCAGAACAGUCUGUCCUCAUCCACAUCCUCUGGGCGAACAUCAACUUCAACUCUCCUGCACACGAGUGUGGAGAGUGAAGCGAGCCUCCAUUCUUCUGCUAGCACUUUCUCCACCUCCUCCAGCACGGUGUCGGCCGCGCCGCCGGUGGUCAGCGUCUCCUCCAGCCUCAGCAGCGUCAGCAGCCUGGGCCUCAGCCUCAGCAGCAACUCCACGGUGACGGCCUCCACUCGCAGCUCCGUUGCAACAACAUCAGGAAAAGCCCCUCCUAAUCUCCCUCCUGGAGUCCCACCGUUGUUGCCCAAUCCAUACAUCAUGGCUCCAGGGUUGCUACAUGCCUAUCCACCACAGGUGUACGGAUACGAUGACUUGCAAAUGCUCCAGACGAGAUUCCCAUUGGAUUACUACAGCAUCCCAUUCCCUACACCCACCACCCCGCUGACUGGAAGAGAUGGCAGCCUGAGCAGCAAUCCGUACUCUGGUGACUUAACAAAAUUUGGCCGAGGUGAUGCCUCUUCCCCUGCUCCUGCAACAACUCUGGCACAGCCUCAGCAGAGCCAGACCCAGACCCAUCACACCACGCAGCAGACGUUCCUGAACCCGGCGCUGCCUCCUGGCUACAGUUACACCAGUCUGCCGUACUACACAGGGGUACCAGGGCUCCCAAGCACCUUCCAGUAUGGGCCCGCCGUGUUCCCUGUUGCUCCUACCUCUUCCAAGCAGCAUGGUGUGAAUGUCAGCGUCAACGCAUCAGCGACCCCUUUCCAACAGCCCAGUGGCUACGGCUCUCAUGGGUACAGCACUGGUGUAUCCGUGACAUCCAGUAAUACAGGCGUGCCGGACAUCUCAGGCUCUGUCUACUCCAAAACUCAGCAAUCCUUCGAGAAGCAGGGAUUUCACACUGGAACCCCAGCAGCCUCCUUCAACCUGCCUUCGGCGCUGGGCAGCGGUGGCCCCAUCAACCCUGCGACGGCGGCGGCGUAUCCCCCGACCCCCUUCAUGCACAUCCUGACCCCGCAUCAGCAGCCGCACUCGCAGAUCCUCCACCACCACCUGCAGCAGGACGGGCAGAGCGGCUCUGGGCAGCGCAGCCAAGGCAGCUCCAUCCCCCAGAAAUCCCAGGCCAACAAAUCCGCCUACAACAGCUACAGCUGGGGCGCCAACUGAGGCCGGGCCCCCCCGCCACCACUUUGCUUCCGGAAGAGAAUCCCAGCUACCCCGAUGAUGCUGAAGGAUCCCAGGGAGGAGAGAGCCCUGUGGUGGGGAGCACCCAGGCCCCCACCCCUGGCAGGGUCCCGCAGGGCAGGCCGCAGGCGCCUCUGCGUUGUCUGUCUUCAGCCACUUUCCUGUUGUAUGUAAUAUAGAAUUUGUAUUUUUUUCUUUUUUUUUUUUUCCUUUUUUUUUCUCUCUGCAUUCAGAUCUGAACCGUUUGCCGUAGGGGCCUUUUUUGGUUUUUACUCCUUUCUGUCCCCUCUCCCCUCCUGCUGCCCCAGAACCUCUCAGAUCCAAAGGAGUGGAAGCUGCGAGUCGCCUACAGCAAACCCCCUUAUUAUUAGGAAUAAGACCAGUAAUUGAUAUGAGCAGCAUUGUAAGAUUAAUUAGUUGAAGUGUUUUUUUGUACCGUGUUCUAAAUUUAAUGGAUAAAUGUGUCUUGUAUAUAAAAACAAAAACCCCA
This is a messenger RNA of Myiozetetes cayanensis, 7120 nucleotides long. RefSeq names its product ubiquitin associated protein 2 like (gene UBAP2L). Gene Ontology annotation, cellular component: cytoplasm; nucleus. Gene Ontology annotation, molecular function: protein binding. The transcript is spliced from 27 exons. The record is from RefSeq and is a predicted model, not a curated record. The coding region runs from base 3286 to 6612 and encodes 1108 amino acids. NCBI's taxonomy places the organism in Eukaryota, Metazoa, Chordata, Aves, Passeriformes, Tyrannidae.